Terrapene triunguis (Three-toed box turtle) is the source of this 501-nucleotide messenger RNA. Its product is annotated as DNA-directed RNA polymerases I and III subunit RPAC2-like. Gene Ontology annotation, cellular component: RNA polymerase III complex; RNA polymerase I complex. The transcript has 5 exons. NCBI's taxonomy places the organism in Eukaryota, Metazoa, Chordata, Testudines, Emydidae. Gene Ontology annotation, molecular function: protein dimerization activity; DNA-directed RNA polymerase activity; DNA binding. The coding region runs from base 16 to 360 and encodes 114 amino acids. The record is from RefSeq and is a predicted model, not a curated record. Gene Ontology annotation, biological process: DNA-templated transcription.
UCCUCCCAGGCAGCAAUGGCUGAAGAGGUGGAGAGGAAGCCGGUGCUUGAGAUGGUCCAGGCAGAUGGGACGGAUGGAAACUGCGUCACAUUUGUGUUACAUGAUGAGGACCACACAUUUGGCAACUCUCUCCGUUACAUGAUCAUGAAAAACUCUGAAGUGGAGUUUUGUGGUUACAGCAUCACCCACCCAUCUGAAAGCAAAAUCAACUUCCGGAUCCAGACCAGAGGGGGGAUCCUGGCCAUUGAGCCAUUCCGGAAAGGACUGACAGAACUGGUGGACGUCUGCCAGCACGUGCUUAGCAAGUUUGAGGCGAGCGUAAAGGAAUACAAGGCCCAAAGAGAGGCGGAAAUGGACUAGCCCCUGGAGCUGCUGGAGUACGGAAUGGACAUGUAUAUAUUGUUCAUUUAUGUUUAAUGCCCCUGUUGAAAGAGGUUUUAUUUUUUUAUGACAAACUUGAAGCAAACUGUGUAAUUUCUCUAAUAAAUGCUGUAAGGUUCA